GCAACGCGGCUUCACGUCUUCAAGUCCACGGCCCAUCCCCACGAAACCACCACUUUCCAGUCUGCUACGCCAUCCUCCGGCAGUCUCCGCUAGACUACAGUCACAAUGGUGGUCCUCGCAGCUUCAAUAUGCACAAGAGGCGGCAAGGCCGUCCUCUCGCGCCAAUUUCGCGAAAUGCAGCGCUCCCGUAUCGAGGCUCUCCUCGCUUCCUUUCCCAAGCUCGCCGACAGCGGAACCCAGCAUACCACCUGCGAACAGGACAACGUGCGCUACGUCUACCAGCCCCUCGACGAACUAUACAUGGUCUUGAUCACCAACCUGCAAUCCAACAUCCUGCAAGACAUCAACUCGCUGCACCUAUUCGCCCAGGUCUGCUCCUCGAUAUGCAAGUCUCUGGACGAGCGCGAGAUCCUCAAGAAUGCCUUUGAGCUUCUGACGGCCUUUGACGAGAUUGUCACGUUGGGUUAUCGGGAGAACUUGACCAUGAGCCAGAUCAAGACUUUCUUGGACAUGGAGUCGCACGAGGAGCGUAUCCAAGAGAUUAUCGCACGGAAUAAGGAGCUCGAGGCUUCAGAAGAGCGCAAACGUCGCGCCAAGCAGCUCGAGAUGCAGCGCAAGGAAAUGUCGAGGACGCAGCGAGCAGGUGGAGGCAUGGGUGGCGGUAUGGGGAGCAUGGGUGGUAUGGGCAGUCGCUCACCCUCGUAUCCCGCUUUCACACCCAGCGUGCCAACAACCAACGUUACCGACACAUACGACUCGUAUGAAGCCGAGAAAAAGAAGGCUACAAGCAAGCCAUUGGCUCUCGGCAAGAAGGGCAUGCAGCUUGGCAAGAAGAACAAGACCAGUAACAUGUACGAGCAAGUGACUGGCGAAGCCGCGCCAGCUGAAGAGGAACCUCUUGUUGCACCCAAGCCAAGUGCACACGCUGCUGCAGCCCCAUCAAGCGCACGCCCAUCUACCUCAACCGACCGCGAGGCCGUUCACAUCACUACCAACGAGACCAUCUCGGCCCGACUAGACCGCGAAGGUCUGCUCAAGUCGUUUGAAGUCAAGGGCGAGAUGCAGCUCAAGAUUACGGAUCCUUCCUUCACACAGGUCAAGCUAGACCUGGCCACAGGAGAUACUCGCGGCGCCCAGUUGAUGACACAUCCCAAGGUCGACAAGACCAUAUUCAAGAAUAGCAAGGUGAUUCAGCUUGCCGACACGAGCAAGGGCUUUCCCUCGAACAUGGGUAUUGGCGUCAUGAAGUGGAAGCUGGCACCACGACCGGACGAUGUCUCUGACCCGCCCAUUACGUUCCGUGUGUGGGUCGAGGAGUCAGGCAACAUGUACAACAUCACGGUUGAGUAUGAGCUCACUGGCGGCGACUCGCUGAAGGACGUGGCCAUCACCAUUCCCUACCAGACAGACGAGCCAAACGUUUCUUCCUUUGACGCCGUAUACGAAGUCAGCGGCGACAGCAUCGAGUGGAACAUUGGAGCCGUGGACGAGGCAAACAGCUCUGGCAGCUUUGAAUUCGAGGCCCAAGCCGGUAGUGACUCGGAGUUUUUCCCCAUGAGCAUUCGUUUUAGCAAGGCCACACCUUUUGUCGAUGUCGAUGUCUCGUCCGUAACUCUGCUCUCCAUGGGCCAAGACAUCAACUUCUCCAAGGACGUCAAGUCUGUUGCUGAAAACUACAUCAUCUCAUAGACGGCCUGAAAAGUUGACAACUGGUGAGGCCACAAGCGGAACCAAGUAUUGGCUGUAUGUAGCAAAGGAAAAAAUACGGUGGGGUUGAAAAGCAGGGUGUGAAAUUCCUUGUUAUUCAAGGAAUCGGAGAGGUAAGGUGUGAGAGUGAGAGAGGCCAGAUAGACAAUAUACCUGGAAUGAUACGAUUUGCGCUGAG
Molecule: messenger RNA, 1885 nt
Organism: Exserohilum turcica Et28A
Lineage: Eukaryota; Fungi; Ascomycota; Dothideomycetes; Pleosporales; Pleosporaceae
Exons: 3
Coding region: 106-1689 (527 amino acids)
Biological process (GO): Golgi localization; endoplasmic reticulum to Golgi vesicle-mediated transport; retrograde vesicle-mediated transport, Golgi to endoplasmic reticulum
Cellular component (GO): cytosol; COPI vesicle coat
Source: RefSeq, a predicted model, not a curated record